Molecule: messenger RNA, 1428 nt
Organism: Fusarium sp. VM40
Lineage: Eukaryota; Fungi; Ascomycota; Sordariomycetes; Hypocreales; Nectriaceae
Source: the annotation of a GenBank genome assembly
AUGAACUGGACUGAGGGCGCACUUUCUCGUCACUCUCGUGGCAAAGGCUGGGACAAGGACGCCGCCCGCCAGAGGCAAUACUUCGCUAAAGCAAGAGCACGGAAGCAUGCUCCAGCUUCAAGCAAAGGCUUGGAUGUUACAUCGUUUGUACCCGAUUACAUAUCACAGCCGAAACCCUCUCAGGAGCGUCAGUCGACCACCUCGACCUCGUCACGUAAACAGAGAACACCAAGAAGAGGACUCGUCUAUAAACAGCCUGAAGUAGCCAAAAAAUCCGACAACCACUCACCGAAAGACACCAGUACACAACUCGGAAAGCGGAGUGCAGAAGAUGAACAGACCUCCAAUAUGCCUGUGGACAAAGAUCAUCAAGACUUGAACAUCACUGAGAAGAGGCGCAGGCUCCUCGAAAAGACUGACUGGACUGGAGUUAUUACUCAAAAGCCUGCCUUCGUCGACUUCUCUUGGAGGAAAAAUCCAUUCACCAAGCCAACCACGAAACCGAUUUCCAGACAUGACCACCGAUCUAAUUUACCAUCACGCAGGUCUCUUCAGAGGGACUACCCCAACGAAGGAACCUUGGGCCGGAUUCCUGGUAAUGAGAUGAAGAUCAACAUCGGAAACCAAAAUCUUCGUUGGAGUAGGGACAGCAACUCAGUACGAAGUCUUUCUACCAGGCAUGGCCUUAUCCCGUACGGGUCCAAUCACUAUGAAAGCCAGGGAAUAAUGUCACCAUACCAACAACACGCUCACAGUGUGGAUGUCUCCGAAGAAUCCUCAACAAUAUUACCACGCCCUUGUGAGCCACAAGCGAAUAUCGAAUCACGAAACCCGCUUCUGAAAUUCCCAACCGAUAACCAUAACCUCGUAAGGAGACAUGUUGAAUAUGAAGAGAACCGACAAAGGGAGUCCGACGAGCCAAGCAUCGAGACCAGCCGUAAAGCCCGACAGGAAGCUCAUGAACAAACCAAGCGGGAUCUGGGCCUGAAGAAACCCAAAGUUCCAUUCCCUCUCUUCGAGUCAACCCUAUCUUCUAGCUCGGUAGCACCACCAAGCGACGUAGCAGAACCACCAUCAGCAUCGCGAGAUGGUUGGUCUUUACACAAGGACAGCAACCAUAGUAGAACAGAUGAUCGGGCUGAAGAUUUGCGAGAGCCAUCGGAAGCAGUUGCAAAUACAAGUAUUGGGAGUACAACGGACUCAGUUAUUGCCCACCCGGCCUCACCUCAGCCGCUACUUGCCGAGUUCAAGUUCCACCAGCCCCAACUCUUCACAGGAAGGUUAGCCAAUGAUGCGCCAUGCAAUCCACUGUCUACUUUGUAUGCCCAACCAAAGAAGGGAAGACGGCCAAGAAAGCGAAGGGAUAAGGAGCGACCUGAUUUCCGUGCGAUUCCUAACUAUAAUGAUGAUCCAAUUGAGGAGGAUUAA